UCCGUCACGAAAUUUCUCGUCGUGACGUCCUUGUAGGCCUUCGGUACCGCAGUUUGAGAUCAGCCGUGUUAUCCUCAUGUAGGCACUAUACUUUCUGCAGCAUCAGUCUAGGACGAUCGAUCUCAGGAUGAUGAGCGGUAAACCCGCUGACGAGGCCGACGCUUACGAGCGCGAGACAGAAAACCGUCGUCGUCUCGUCCAGGAAGCCGACGAAAUGGAACGACGCGAACAAGAACAGGCCGACAGACGUCGCCGUGAAGGCUACCCUCCUGGGCCUCCUCAUCAUAGCAAUGCCGGCUCGAUCCCAAUACACCAGCCCGUCGCGUCUCGCGCGAUGGGCGCAAUUCACAGCCCUGGCGGCCUUCUCGCAAACCACGGCUCAGGAUCUUCUGGGCCCCCAAUGCCUCUUGGUGCUCCGUCAGGACCUGGCGCCAACUUUGGCGGUCCCCUUCAGCCCGAUAACAAUAGACCUCCGCAGCACGGCGGACCGAGCAACCCGAAUGCCCAGCACCAGAUGUUCGCACCGAUCCCGCACACGACCGUCCCUCCUAGCAGUUCCCUCGGUGCUGCCAGCGGUGGGCCUCCUGUAUUCGGAGGCCCCUUACAGCAGCGCGAUGCCCAACAACCGAUGCAACAAGGAUUAUACGGUGGCGGUGGUGCGAACAGCGGCAGCGCUGCCACUGGUGCUGCUGUUGGCCAGGGUCAGACGCAACAGCAAGGGCAGGGCGGCAUUGCCCAUGGCCAACAGCCUAUUUUGAAUGAUGCCUUGACGUAUCUAGACCAGGUCAAGGUACAAUUUCACGACCAGCCCGACGUGUACAAUCGCUUCCUCGAUAUCAUGAAGGACUUCAAAAGCCAAGCGAUCGAUACUCCCGGGGUUAUCAACCGCGUCUCGGAGCUUUUCGCUGGCCACCCCAAUCUGAUCCAAGGCUUCAACACCUUCUUGCCCCCGGGAUACCGAAUUGAAUGCGGAGCUGGUAACGAUCCCAACACCAUCAGGGUCACAACGCCGAUGGGUACCACCGUUCAAUCCAUUGCGGGUCGAGGCACGCAAGUCGAGGGUCACGCGCAUCCCAGCGGUGCCUCGCAGCCGCUUUUCCCUCAGCGCGGAAACAACUGGCCGCAGCAGCCGCCGCCGCCGCCGCCGCAGCAGCCCCAACAUAGCAUCGAGAGCCCCGAAGCCAACUUCAGCACGCCUGUGCAAAACGGUCCUGGGUCUUUUGGCCCUGCGGCCCAGAAUCUAGCGGCGGCUUUCGAGGCACAAGGCGUGGCUCAACAGCGUGGCCCUCCUUUGCAGGGUGCUGCUCACGCGAAUAACGCACAGCAGCCGCCUCGCAACGCGCACACCCCUCCGGUCGGGGGACCCGCUAACAUGAAUGGUACUACCAACCAACAGCAACAGGCAAAUUUGGAACGCCGCGGACCGGUUGAGUUCAACCAUGCUAUCAGCUACGUGAAUAAAAUCAAGAACCGCUUUCAGGAUAAGCCUGAGAUUUACAAACAAUUCCUUGAAAUUCUCCAGACUUAUCAGCGUGAACAAAAACCCAUACAGGACGUUUACGCUCAAGUUACGACACUGUUUCAUACCGCACCUGAUUUGCUUGAAGACUUCAAGCAGUUCUUGCCCGAGUCUGCUGGACAGGGGAAGGGAACACCCGGACGACCCAGUGACGAGCUCCCUCCCGGCCCUGGUCCGAACCAGACCCCUCAGCCCAGUAUGAGCGGCCAGAAGAUGCCCCCCCUGGGCAGCUUCGCGCCCCCUAGUGCUUCGAAAGAGAACAACAAGAAGCGGCCUCGGACAGACAAGCAAACACCCGUUCCUGUCCCAGCCGUCGUCGAGACCGCGCCCCCAGCUAACAGAGCUGCUCCGGGCGCCCCUUCCACUACCGGCGUGAACAACAAGCGGGCGAAGCUGGCGCACAACAAGACACUUUCUUCCGAUGCUCCUGCGGUUGAGCCAACUUUGACACCAAUCCUGCCGGAGCCCUUGGGACCUCCAGCGUCGUCCACCACAAACUCGGACGAGAUUGCUUUUUUCGAAAAGGUUAAGAAGUACCUCAGCAACAAGACCGCCUUCAACGAGUUUCUCAAGGUCUGCAAUCUUUUUAGUCAGUCAAUCAUCGACCGGAACACGGUGUUCCACAAGGGUAGCGUUUUCUUCGCCGCCAAUCCUGAACUUCUGGGCUUCUGGAAGGCGUUCCUCAAAUACGAACCACACGAGGAUGUCGUCGAUAAUCGACCUGCUCCGCCUAGCGGUAAAGUGUCAUUGAGCAAUUGCCGAGGCUACGGUCCUAGUUAUCGUUUGCUUCCCAAGAGGGAGCGUCUCAAGCCUUGCAGUGGCCGUGACGAACUGUGCAACUCGGUCUUGAAUGAUGACUGGGCCUCCCAUCCAACCUGGGCCUCUGAAGAUUCAGGCUUCGUCGCCCAUCGCAAGAACGGAUUCGAGGAAGGUUUGCACCGCAUCGAGGAAGAACGCCACGAUUAUGACUUCAACAUCGAGGCAAACCUCAAGUGCAUCCAGCUCUUGGAGCCUGUGGCUCAACAGAUCAGCGUGAUGUCGCCACUGGAGAGGGAGCACUUCCAAAUGCCACAAGCUCUAGCUGGGCACAGCACAUCCGUUUUUAAGCGCGUUUGCAAGAAGAUCUACGGUGACAAGGGCCCUGAAGUCGUCAACGACUUGUUUUCGAACCCGCUCAACGUCGUUCCAAUCGUUUUGACCCGCAUGAAGCAGAAGGACGAAGAGUGGCGCUUUUCCCAGCGUGAGUGGGAGAAGGUUUGGCACGCUCAGGUCGAGCACAUGCAUCUCAAGAGUCUUGAUCACAUGGGCAUUCUUGUCAAGCAAAACGACAAGAGGAAUCUAUCAGCCAAGCACCUCGUCGACGUUAUCAAGACAAAGGCUGAGGAACAGAGGCGCCAGCGUAGCUUGAAGGGCAAGGCCCCGCGUCAUCAGUUGGUAUGGGAUUUCUCCGACAAGAAAGUCGUCGUCGAAUUGCUUCGUCUGAUGAUGCUCUACACCGUCAGCAGCGGUCAGCACAGCGUUCCAGAGAAGGAACGCAUUUCCGACUUCUUCGAGACCUUCAUUCCUGCGUUCUUCGAUAUUCCCGAGGAAGAGAUCGACGGGCGGUUACCCAGGCUUCAGGAUGUGUCGGAAGAGGAUGACGCCGAAGAGACCGUCCCCGCCGAGCUUACCAAUGGUCGCAGUCGCCGUGCCGGCAGAAGGGGCGAUCUGCUUCGUGGUGUGCUUGACCCCGGUCGUAACGGUUCCAAGCCCCGAGCGCAAAAAGAGGGAAGCGCAGCAUCUGGCAGCAAAGAGACAACGCCUGAAGUGGGCUCGGCCAACGAAGAGGAGAUGCCCGAUGCCCCCGAAGAUGGCGCUGGUCCCGAAGUGUCGAACGAACGCUGGAUGCCGAUCGUGCCGCAACCCAUUGUCACGACGGGAGACGAUGCACUUCUGACUGCUGAUGGCGAGCUGAAGGCGGACGGGUUCUUCUCUCGGCCUUGGUACAACUUUUUCUGCAACCAGACCAUUUUCGUCUUUUUCAACGUAUUCCAGACGGUUUACACACGUCUCAGAGACGUCAAGGAGAGCAAGGAAAGCGUCCUCGAAGAGAUCAACCGCGUCAACCGACCACGCCCGGCAAAGGAUAUCGGCUUGGCUGACAACACUCUGAGCUACUUCGGCCCGAACGACGACCCCUCGACCUUCUGGCCCAAGACCCUUGAACUGGUCGAGGAAUACAUCACUGGCGAUAUCGAUGAGGUCCGGUAUCAGGAUGUUCUGCGCCACUACUAUCUGAAGAGUGGUUGGAAGUUGUACACCAUCCAGGACCUUCUCAAGACGCUUUGCCGCCUCGCCCUCACCUGCAGCAGCACCGACGCGAAGGAAAAGACUCCGGAUCUCAUUCAGCAGUAUCUACACAGCCGUGAGAAGGAAGAGACAAACUACCAGGCCGAGAUUGCCGCUCGGAAGUAUGCAGAGAAGUGUGUUAAGGACGGGGAGAUGUUUGUCAUCUGUUGGUUCCCGCAGAAGUCGGAGGCUUCAGUCCGCUGGCUGCAACGCGAAGAUACUACGUUCUACAUGGAUGAGAUGAAGGCCAAGGACCGUUGGCAAUACUACAUCUCAUCGUUCAUCCAAGUAGAGCCAACAGAAGGUGUGCCUCGUCACAAGCUUCAGAAAACGGUUCUGGCGCGCAACCUUCCUUCUAGCGACGAAAAGUUUGAAGACAGUCAGAUCCCUAAACCCGUCUCUUUUGAUGAAGAUCUUUCCAUCAGCAUUUGCCUGAACUCUAGCAAGAUGGUAUGGAAGGCCGGCACGUCCGAGUACUUUGUAUACGACAACGUUCCCAAAGACAAGGAGGGCCGCGAGCGACACCUCGAGAGGCUCAAGAAUGCAAGCAACAAGCGCGAUACCAAGCUCCGCGAGAAGUUUGUCUUCAACAGCCCUUGGAUGAAGGGCAUGAGCCAGUCUGAUGUCCAGAAGUCUAAUGAGGGCUGGUCAAAAUGGCUGAAGGAGGGCACAGUGCCCUCUUCUGACGCCGGAGACGCAAUGGACACCGCAGAGUAAAACAGUGCCCUGUAGCGUCCGUUGUUACUGAUUGGCACCUUCUCACCUCUGGGUUCACGCGAUGACGACUGUGGUCUUUGCGAACGAGACGGAGAAAGAAACGGCAAAGACUGAAAAUUCACAUUACGAAGAUACCAGGCGGCAUAGCGGUGCAGAGCGGCAUGACUGCCAUGUUACCCAGAUUUGCAUGGGUUUGUCUCUUGAUACCCCGACCACGCGCGGUAAAAAGUGGGAGGGGCUGGCAUGGGCUGGCGUGGAACGGGUUCGGCGUUGUUUGAUUUCCUAUUUCGAUUUCAACUUUAUUUUGGUGCGACGAGCAGAGAGGAAAUCGGCUAAAGGUCGUCAUCGUCGGGAAGAGGAUUGUGACUCAUCUUAGAAGUGUUGAGUGGGUUGCUUUUGCUCCUAAUCGUUCACGAGUGUUUCCUUUUCGAUUUAUGCAUUCCCUUCUCCGAACUUGAAUUCUGCCAGUGUACAAUAGUUGUAUUUACACAUCAAUGCAAUGUUACAUCGACUA
Colletotrichum destructivum is the source of this 5078-nucleotide messenger RNA. RefSeq names its product Putative transcriptional regulatory protein Sin3. Gene Ontology annotation, molecular function: transcription corepressor activity. The record is from RefSeq and is a predicted model, not a curated record. Gene Ontology annotation, biological process: negative regulation of transcription by RNA polymerase II. NCBI's taxonomy places the organism in Eukaryota, Fungi, Ascomycota, Sordariomycetes, Glomerellales, Glomerellaceae. Bases 128 to 4564 code for a protein of 1478 amino acids. Gene Ontology annotation, cellular component: Sin3-type complex; chromatin. The transcript has 7 exons.